AUGGUCAGGAGGGAGAAGGCGGAGGUCGGAGGAGGAAGUCGACUCUGUGUACAACGAAGUCCAAUACCCCAGCAGACGCAGAGAAGAAAGCGGUUAUCGGGGGAGGGAGGCCGGUCGUCACGGCAGGGCCAAGAUGGUGAGUGUGAAGUCGAAGUCAAAGUAGAAGUUGAAGCCGAGGAAGUCGAAGAAGAAGAAGAACGUGAUAAAAAUGAACUUGAUGAAGAUGAGCUUGUCGAAGUCGAAGUCGAAGUCGAGGGCGAGGAAGAAGUAGAAGAAGAAGAAGAAGGGAUUGUUGUGCUGGCGCGGAACAGACGCGUUUUACUUUUAAAAUGGGAACCAGCAACACACCCCACAAAGGAACAACACAGGCAGGUUCUACUGACUGGGUAG
Molecule: messenger RNA, 390 nt
Organism: Trichophyton rubrum CBS 118892
Lineage: Eukaryota; Fungi; Ascomycota; Eurotiomycetes; Onygenales; Arthrodermataceae
Exons: 1
Coding region: 1-390 (129 amino acids)
Source: RefSeq, a predicted model, not a curated record